Molecule: messenger RNA, 1779 nt
Organism: Manihot esculenta (cassava)
Lineage: Eukaryota; Viridiplantae; Streptophyta; Magnoliopsida; Malpighiales; Euphorbiaceae
Exons: 5
Coding region: 1-1779 (592 amino acids)
Biological process (GO): DNA integration
Molecular function (GO): nucleic acid binding
Source: RefSeq, a predicted model, not a curated record
AUGGCUUCAAAAGAUUAUUGUCCUGUUCCACCUCCAGUGUUCACCGGAGAAAAUUAUCAAUCAUGGGCAGUUAAAAUGACUGCUUAUCUACAAGCAUGGGAUCUUUGGGAAGCAGUGGCUGAAGACCUUGAAAUUGAUCAACUGCCUGAGAAUCCAACUAUGCAGCAGAUCAAAACACACAAGGAGAAAACUACAAAGAAGUUUAAGGCCAAAACAUGUUUGUAUUUAGCUGUGUCUGAAUCACUUUUUACCAGGAUUAUGAACUUGGAGACUGCCUUUCACAUCUGGCAGUAUCUCAAGACAGAGUUUCAAGGUAAUGCGCGUACCAAAAGCGUGUGUAUCUUGAAUCUCAGAAGGGAACUUGAACUACAAAAGAUGAAAGACUCUGAAACUGUGAAAGAGUAUGUUGAUAGGCUACUGGAUAUUAUCAACAAGCUUAGGCUUCUUGAAAGAUUUGAAGCCAAAAUUUCUGCACUAGAGGAGGUUCGUGACCUUACAGAAAUUUCCUUGGCUAAGUUGCUAAAUGCUCUUCAUGCACAAGAGCAAAGAAGGCAGAUUAUAGAAGAUGGUUCAAUUGAAGUGAAUCAGGAGGAGGAAGAACAGUUAUUUGUGGCAUCUUGCUACGUUAGUUCGGUUGAUAGUUGGCUUGUUGAUAGCGGUUGCACCAAUCAUAUGUCCAAUAAUAUUGAACUCUUCAAGGUUCUUGAUAAGAUAUCAACCUCAAAAGUUUGUGUUGAAAAUGGAGAAUAUAUUUCUGCAAAGGGUAAAGGUUCAGUUGCAAUUGAAAGUAUUUCUGGAACUAAAGUCAUUACUGAUGUGUUGUACGUUCUAGAUAUUGAUCAAAAUCUUUUAAGCAUGGCUUCACUUGAAAAGGAAAUAUCUAGUUGCAAUGCUUGUCAAUUUGGCAAACAAAUCAGAUUGCCUUUUGCCAAAAUAGCUUGGAGAGCCUCACAAAAACUUCAACUUGUUCAUACUGAUCUUGGAGGAUUCAAAUCAGAAGUGGCUGGAGUAUUUUAUAGAUUCAAGACAUGGGCUAAAAAUCAAAGUAAAUGUAAGAUGAUGGUGUUAAGAUCUGAUAAUGGAAAAGAGUAUACCUCAUAUCAGUUCAAUAAAUUUUGUGAAGAGGCAAGGAUCGAGCAUCAAUUGACUACUCCAUAUACUCCCCAGCAAAAUGGAGUAAGUGAGCGAAAAAAUAGAACUAUAAUGGAGAUGACUCGUUGCUUGUUGCAUGAGAAAAACCUUCCUAAAAAGUUUUGGGCAGAAGCAGCCAAUACUGUAAUUUUUUUAUUGAAUAGAUUGCCUACUAAAGCUCUCCAGAAGCAGACUCCUUACAAAGCAUGGUAUGGUCACAAACCCUCUAUCAUAAAUCUGAAAGUAUUUGGAUGUUUUUGUUUCUCUUAUAUUCCUCAAGUUAAAAGAGAUAAAUUGGACAAGAAAUCUGAGCCUGGAAUUUUCAUAGGCUAUAGUAGUGUCUCAAAGGCUUAUAAAAUAUUUCAGCCACAAAAUGAGAAGAUCAUAAUAAGUAGAGAUGUUUUUAUGGAGGAGGACCAAUGGAAUUGGAGUGCAUGUGACGAUGUUCAACAUUCGAGUAUGCAACAGCCCACUGUUGAGGAUGUUGAUGAACAACCAGUUCGUGGUACGCAGUUGCUAUAUGAAAUCUAUGCAAGAUGCAAUGUAGCAUUAUUUGAGCCAGCAAGUGUUGCUGAAGCAAUGAUGGAGCAAAAAUGGAAGCUUUCCAUGGAAGAAGAGAUGCAAAUGAUUGAAAAAAAUCAAACCUGA